UCGCAUACGGGGGCAGCACAGUGGUCGUGCUCUUCCCGCCUGGCUUGAUUGAGUUCGAUCAGGACCUGCAGCACUUUAGCGCGGUGCCUGUCGAGGCAUACAUCAAGGUCGGGGAGAGCGUCGGCAGGACGGUGCAGUGAACGUUGAUGAGUGCGUCGAGUGCAAGGCAGGAUGGAUCGAGAAAAACCCGUCCAGCGGAUAUGGUAUCCGGAGGAUACCGCAUGUAACACACAACUAUGGUUACCUUGCUCAUGUGGCGGUAUACCAACUGAUAGGCGUUACCUCGCGUGCUAUGUAUACCUAGCUCUUGUAUCGAUGAACUCCAAUAAUAUGGUAUGCUUGUACUCUCACGCGGGUAUCAUAGAUCUACAGGGGGUACUCGACGCCGCCAAGAGCCUUCAAUCAUUCACAUCACAACCAAUCAUGGUCCGUCCAACUCCCGCGAUCUUUCCCGUUUGUGUGCGAGCGAGCUCGGCAUGCUUGAUUGGCGGUGGAUUGGCGCUCUGUGUUGUGCAGAAUCGUGCCUACGGGCCUCGAAGUAGCUUUGGCUUCCGAUGGCCGGAAGAUCAGUCGUGAAAUGUUCCUUAGAGAACCCAAAACCAGGGUGGAUGCCUUGCGUUAUCGAGCGAUCGAGGGUAGUUUGACUUUGGGCG
This is a messenger RNA of Laetiporus sulphureus 93-53, 653 nucleotides long. RefSeq lists its product as uncharacterized. Bases 172 to 576 code for a protein of 134 amino acids. The record is from RefSeq and is a predicted model, not a curated record. The transcript is spliced from 3 exons. Lineage: Eukaryota; Fungi; Basidiomycota; Agaricomycetes; Polyporales; Laetiporaceae.